Messenger RNA from Racocetra persica, 471 nucleotides. NCBI's taxonomy places the organism in Eukaryota, Fungi, Glomeromycota, Glomeromycetes, Diversisporales, Gigasporaceae. The record is from the annotation of a GenBank genome assembly.
AUGGUAGAUUUUAUAAACGAAAAAGUUAGAAGUUUAGAAAGAGAAGUUGAAAAAUUAAAAGAAGAUAAAAAGGCGGUUGAAGAAAAUAAAACAAAUGAUAAAGAAGAACGAGCAAAAUUAUUUAAGCAACUUCUCCGUGAAAAAGAAAAAGUGGUGAGAUUAGAAGAAAGUGUAGAAAAAAGAGAACUUAAAGACCAAAUUAAGCAAUUAGAAAGUAAUUUAAAUGAAAAAGAGAACAGAGAAAAAGAAUUGAAUAAUAGACUUUCCCAAUCAAAAACCAGAGUUCAACAAUUAGAAAAUCUAAUAAAAAAUUUAAGAGCAAAGGAAAUUUCGCUUCAAUUUAAAGUAAGCGAUUUACAAAAAGAAACAAAAAAUUUGAUAAACGUCAACAAUAAACUAAGACUUAAAUUAAGCAAUCGUGGAAUUAAAGAGGAAAAAACUGAUCUUGAUGAUACGCCUUGGCAGGAAUGA